UUGCUCAUAAAUGCAUGCUUCUUCACCUUUUCUUGCAGCACAUAUGGUAGAUGGAGCAGAUGGGCCCAAUAUUCUUCAGCAGUUUAUUGACUCCUAUCAAGUGAUGUUCUUCACUUUAUUUGCUCUCUUGGCUGCCACUGCUGUUGUCAUCAUUGUGUGCCAUGUGCUGUUUUCUCCAAGAGAUCCUGUUAAUCAUCCUGCAUUCAUCCAGAAGUCUCCGCCUCCCACAGGUGUAGCUAAGCUGACUGAGAGCCCCUUCAACAACAGCGUGUCUUCAGACAUGAAGGGAAGCCCAAGAUUACGUCUGUAUUCACCAGACUACAACUCCAGAUAAACCUUCUCCACUUGAAGACCGCAGAAAGUGCCUUACCAUUGGAUACAGGAGUAUAAGCAUGCUGGAAAAUACUUGUGCAAGAGUAUUGCUUACAUGCUUAAAAUAGCUUUUUCAUUUAAAUCCAAGUUUGCUGAAAUGCUGCAUAUCUGAUUAAAUAUGUCAGGGCUGCAUAGUUUUGUCUGCUUUUAUUUGAUUAUUUAAAUGUUUGAUGUGUGCUUUCAUUUAUAAUUAUUGCUAUUAUUAUUUUCAGUAGCCUUUUUCCAAUAGUUUUCAUAGCUUGAUAUUCUAAGUUUUAGUGAGUUGUGAUGUUAAAUGUUUGUCUUUUUUUCUUUGAAGCUCAGGACAACCUUUGAAAACUAAUGUGAGACUGCAGCUUGAUUAUGUAGCAUGUAAUUGUGUGAAUAGUGCAACCACUGAUUCCGUCCAAAGUGCUCUUACAAGUGUUUGAUCUGCAAAAAUAUAAAUGGCCAGUUUAAUUUCAUGAACAAUAUUAUACUGAUUUUAAAUAUUUUGAAGAAUUCUUGAGUUUAGUGCAGGUACUUUCAGUUAUUGAUGUGAAUGUUAAAAAUGUUUAAGGGCUUAGUUAAGCCCUCUGCCUUGUGAGCCUGUUAAAGUGAGACAGAAAUGCUGUUAUAAUAAUGUUUUCUUCUAGUAUCUGCCUUUAAGCAAGAGCCAUAAUGUGACUCAUAGAACUUCUGCACUGAAUAAAUUGAGGAAUUGUGAUAUCUGUCAUAAUCUGAGUUUAAUCUGUAUAUGUAACCACUUCUGAGCCUUUGUCAUUGUUUGCUCUUCUGUCCAUCAUACCUCCCUCAAAAAAAAAUAAUAGCUUGUGCAUUGAGAACAGUCUGUAUUUACAAUGUGCUUUUUUCUGCAUGAGAUCUAUAAACAUUAAAUAUGCUCUUUUUAAGUAUCA
This is a messenger RNA of Megalobrama amblycephala (Wuchang bream), 1247 nucleotides long. Its product is annotated as nuclear pore membrane glycoprotein 210-like. Lineage: Eukaryota; Metazoa; Chordata; Actinopteri; Cypriniformes; Xenocyprididae. The record is from RefSeq and is a predicted model, not a curated record. The transcript has 3 exons. Bases 11 to 334 code for a protein of 107 amino acids.